GCGCGCUCUCCGCCCGCUCCGGCUGCAGCGCCGGCUGCAUCAAUAAUUCAGAGCGGCGGCGGCGGCGGCAGCGGCGGGUGCGGGCAGGAGGCGGCGGCAGCAGCGGGACCGAGCAGCAGCGGCUAUGCAUCCAAGUGCGGCUGGUCAGCCGCGGCACCCCUGAGGCCCGGGCGGGGCUCCGGGAACACAGCGCGGAGGGGACGCUAGUCCCGGAGUGCGAGGAAGAGGUGUAGCGUCCAGAGCGGCGGCGGCUGAGCUGCGCACGGAGCUGAGGAGGGGGCUUCGGAGCGGGACUGGGACGGGGGGGGCGGCUGGCGCGAGCAGCCCUGGGGGUGGGGGGCGGGGUGGGCGCCGGCGGCGCGAUGCUGGGCGUCCUGGAGCUGCUGCUGCUGGGGGCUGCGUGGCUGGCGGGUCCGGCCCGCGGGCAGAAUGAGACGGAGCCCAUCGUGCUGGAGGGCAAGUGCCUGGUGGUGUGCGACUCCAACCCCACGUCCGACCCCACGGGCACUGCCCUGGGCAUCUCUGUGCGCUCCGGCAGCGCCAAGGUGGCUUUCUCUGCCAUCAGGAGCACCAACCACGAGCCGUCCGAGAUGAGUAAUCGCACCAUGAUCAUCUACUUCGACCAGGUACUAGUGAACAUUGGGAACAACUUUGAUUCAGAACGCAGCACUUUCAUCGCCCCGCGCAAAGGGAUCUACAGUUUUAACUUCCACGUGGUAAAAGUCUACAACAGACAGACCAUCCAGGUGAGCCUCAUGCUAAACGGGUGGCCGGUGAUUUCAGCCUUCGCUGGUGACCAGGACGUGACCCGGGAGGCCGCCAGCAACGGAGUCCUAAUCCAAAUGGAAAAAGGCGACCGAGCAUACCUCAAGCUGGAGCGGGGAAACUUGAUGGGGGGCUGGAAGUACUCGACCUUCUCCGGAUUCCUCGUGUUUCCUCUCUGACUGGCUCGUAGCCGGAAGGGAGGCAGGGAGAGGGCGAAGGCAGGAAGGGGAGUGAGAAAGAGGCUGAAAUUAAGAGGGCGAGAAAGCAGCACGACUUGAAACUUCCUACAUGUUCUCUAACUGUAUCUGGGUUAAAAGGUGCGCGCCAGCUGUGGGACAACUUUGUCCAUUUCCUUAUUAGGAGAAAUAAAUUUCACUUAGCUCUGCGCACUCCCAUUUCCAAAAACAAACUCGCCUCCCCCAUUCCAGUUGCAGUAAUCAAGAAAGAGACUGCCUUGUCAUUGUUUCUUGUCCCCCAACUUCAUGUUUCCUGCAAUUUAUUUAAAGAAACUUUGUAUUUCACUACAUAAUCUGAAAUCUUUCUCCCUAGCCCCCUCUGAAUCCUUCUGCCUACUGAAAUCUGAUAUAUUACCCGCCCCCAACCUUUUUUUUUUUUUUUUUUCCAGUUUGGAAAGGGGUAAGGUUUUUUUUGUUGUUGUUUUGUUUUGGAUGGGGAAGGUAGUUUUCAUUUGGCAAGUGUUGCUCUUCUUAAAACACUGUUCAAGUUAAUUAGCUGAAGAUACUUAGUAUCCUCGGCUGCUUGUUAGCAGAGAAAGGACUCACCUUAGUGGUGACUGGUUUAAAAAAUAUAAAUAUAUAUCAUUUGUACACGAAGAACUCUUCCCAGUGGAAACUGGCUGUGUUUCCGUAUUUCUAUGUCCUAUUCGGAGUGAUCGUGAAAUCUAAGGCUGCUUGAUGUUCUGAUGCUUGUCAAUGCCGUCGUGCUCUGUGGCUCCACGAAACGCCAAGGAGCUUCUUCCGGACGCUUCCUCUUCCUCUGUAACAUACGUGUGAAUAGCCAAGGUUUAAUUUUGCUUUAAUCUAAUAAAGUCGAAGUGGGACUUUUA
Molecule: messenger RNA, 1831 nt
Organism: Pongo pygmaeus (Bornean orangutan)
Lineage: Eukaryota; Metazoa; Chordata; Mammalia; Primates; Hominidae
Gene: CBLN1
Product: cerebellin 1 precursor
Exons: 3
Coding region: 363-944 (193 amino acids)
Biological process (GO): maintenance of synapse structure
Cellular component (GO): glutamatergic synapse; synaptic cleft
Molecular function (GO): protein binding
Source: RefSeq, a predicted model, not a curated record